This is a messenger RNA of Schistosoma haematobium, 2210 nucleotides long. RefSeq names its product Reticulocalbin 2, EF-hand calcium binding domain (gene RCN2). Gene Ontology annotation, molecular function: calcium ion binding. The record is from RefSeq and is a predicted model, not a curated record. Gene Ontology annotation, cellular component: plasma membrane. NCBI's taxonomy places the organism in Eukaryota, Metazoa, Platyhelminthes, Trematoda, Strigeidida, Schistosomatidae. The coding region runs from base 1 to 1854 and encodes 617 amino acids. The transcript is spliced from 7 exons.
AUGGCAUCUAGAGAAUUAUCGACUGUUGAGAUUGUGAAUAUUGAACAAUCAAAUGAAAGGAAUCGUGAGCCACGUUGGGAACCAGAUGAGGAAGGUAUUGGUGCAGGAGGUGUCAUACUGUUCAUUCUCAUAACUAUCCUAUUCAUUUGUACAUUUCCAAUAACAAUAUUUUUUGCAAUUCGUACAGUCAAAACAUACGAACGAGCUAUUAUUUUACGUUUUGGUCGUUUGAAACGAUCUGGUGGAAAAUAUGUUUUAGGUGCUGGAUUACAAUUUGUCAUGCCAUGCGCAGAUCAAAUGAUUCGCAUAGAUUUGCGUACAAAGACUGUGAACAUACCACCACAAGAGAUAUUGACAAGUGAUGCAGUUACUGUCGGUGUAGAUGCUGUUGUAUUCAUGCGUGUGAUUGAACCAGCUGCCGCUUUAUUAAGAGUUGAAAAUGCAGCCAAAUCAGCUGAACUACUGGCAGUUACUGCGUUGCGUUCAGUACUGGGAACAUAUGAAUUAUCUCAAUUAUUGACAAAUCGUGACCAGAUUGAUUCCAAGCUGGCCAUUUUACUGGACCAGGCUACAGGUGAAUGGGGAAUUAAGGUGGAACGAGUUGAAAUUAAAGACGUUUCAUUGCCUCAAGAAAUGCAACGAGCCAUGGCGGCAGAAGCACAAGCUGUUAGAGCUUCUAAAGCUAAAGUGAUAGCAGCACAAGGUGAAUUAGAAGCAUCGUCGACAUUACGAAAAGCUGCUGAGGAAAUGGCUAGAUCACCAACUGCCUUACAAUUACGUUAUUUACAAACAUUGGCCACGAUCGCAACAGAACAAAAUUCAACAAUUGUAUUUCCGUUACCCAUAGAACUACUUCAAAGUUUCUUAUCAAAGAAACAAUCUAUACUUCAAAUAGUCUCUUGUUUAAGUGAUUUUGAAAAUAUCAAUGUGAAAUUCGAUAACUAUUUACGUCCAGAUGAACCUGAUCUUCAUAUGUUAGAUGACUCUAAUUAUCAAGGUCAUGAACAUUAUGAUGAUUUUGGACAACAUUACAGUGAAUAUGACCACGACCUAGUUACUGGUUCACAUGAAUAUUCACAAAAAUUUAAAGAAUUAGAUCCAGAAGAAGCAAAAUUACAAUUAGGAAAAUUAUUCCAUAAAAUCGAUAUUGACAAUGAUUUAAAAAUUGAUAAAGAGGAGUUGAAAGGUUGGAUUAUUCAGUCGUUUAUUUCCCUUGAUCUUGAAGCGUCCAAACCACGUUUUAAAGAAUAUGAUGCCAAUGGUGAUGGUCAAGUUGCAUGGUCUGAAUAUACAAAUAAAAUUUAUGGUUACACAGCUCAAGAGUUAGAAGAUUUUCGUAAAGAUAGUAAGAAUGAUACAAAAUUAUUUAUCCAGUCUUUAGAUGAGGAAAAAUUAAAGUUCGAUUCAGCUGAUCAGGAUAAAACUGGUUACUUAAAUGAAACAGAAUUUGUUGCAUUUGAACAUCCUCAUAAUUAUCGUCAUAUGGCACCGUAUGAAUUAAAACAUACUUUAAGGGAUUUCGAUAAAGAUAAAGACGGAUUUAUUAAUGAACUGGAAUACUUAGGCGAUGAUAAAAUGAAUAAAGAUGCACUCAUCAUAGAAAGAGAGAAUUUUAAAAACUACGACAUUAAUAGUGAUGGAAAACUAGAUCCAAGUGAAAUGGCAUUAUGGGUUACACCGGGUUUUGACAAAACAGCCACCGAUGAAACUGAACAUUUAUUCAAUGAAACUGACAAAGACAAAGAUGGUUUAUUAACAAAAGAAGAAGUACUUGAUCAACAUGAUUUAUGGGUUGGAAGUCAAGCAACUGAUUAUGGAAGGCAUUUAGAGAACUUACCAAAAGAUGAACUAUAGUCAAAGUGGCUGAGUCACUAAUAAUUUAAACUGAAUAUAUACUGAUCAGUAUACUUAUUUAUGCAAAAUAAGGUUUAAAUUUUUCCUGAAAAACCGAUUCACGAUUACUGUUGUUUUGUAAUGUUUGGUGUUGAUGAAGUUAAUAGAAUAUUCCCACUUAACAUUAUAAUAAACCAUGUUAACCAUUACCUUUGUGAUACUUUAUACUGCCUCAACACUAAGUUUAUUUAAAUGUUAAGUGUAAUAUUCAUGUGUUGAAGUAGUAAAUAAUACUAGUUCAAAUAGAACUAGAGAGUGUUGGUUCUUCUUUGUUAGGAACUCAUCACAGUUGUUCAAAUCUGAACAAAACACUAAAU